Pseudozyma hubeiensis SY62 is the source of this 1590-nucleotide messenger RNA. RefSeq lists its product as hypothetical. Lineage: Eukaryota; Fungi; Basidiomycota; Ustilaginomycetes; Ustilaginales; Ustilaginaceae. Gene Ontology annotation, biological process: acyl-CoA metabolic process. Bases 1 to 1590 code for a protein of 529 amino acids. Gene Ontology annotation, cellular component: mitochondrion. The transcript has 2 exons. The record is from RefSeq and is a predicted model, not a curated record. Gene Ontology annotation, molecular function: fatty acyl-CoA hydrolase activity.
AUGGCGUCAACCUCUUCCUCAUCCUUGCUGCGCGUCUUCGGCCGCAGUGCUGCGCCCGCUCAAGCUCAGCGGCUUCGCAGUUGCCGUCAGUUCCAGCGACAUCUGACUCAGCAAGCCUCACCUCUUCAAGAGACCAACGCCGUCCGAGAGAUUCACAAGCUCAUGGCCGAGGUGAGAGGUGCACAUCCACAGAAACUCAAGCUUAGCAUGCCAAGUAAGUUGUCGUCUCGUGAUCCGCAACGUCUCCGACGUAUCCCCCGGCCGGUAGCUGACACGAACUUGACUCGGUUUCUGUCUCAAUCGUGCGCAAUGACAGCGCGGCUCGCGCCACGCAGAAGCUGGAUGAAGGAGAUGCAAUUUCAACAGCACCCAGCAGAAGGUACGAUUCAACCCGGAACAUCCGAACUCCCGGAAGCCAUGCUCAGACCAAAACGGAUGCAAGAUAGCUAUGUAGAGCUCUACCUACCCUUCACUGAAGACCCCGAGCUGCUCGAAAAGUACAUCGCUACGUCGGGCUUGAUUCGUCUCGGAAAAGUGCUCGAAGAUCUCGAUAGUCUAGCUGGUGGCAUUUCGUAUCAGCACGCUCUCGGAGGGCAUCCCAGCGAAGGAUCCGCACCAGUCUACAUUGUUACUGCUUCCGUCGAUCGACUCGAUCUGUUGGCUCCGCUUACUGCCGACGCCAACUACCGUCUCAGCGGCCACGUCAUCUACGUCGGCUCCAGUAGUAUGGAAGUAUUCGUCAGCAUCGAGCAGCUCACCGAACCGAUGCGGCCCAACAAGAUCUGCCUCACCGGUCGAUUCACCAUGGCAGCCCGAAACGCCCAUACGCUAUCGAGUCAGCGCAUCGCUCCUCUCAUCCUCGAAACCGAUGCCGAGAGGGCUCUGUUCGCCAUGGGAGAGGCACACAAGAAUCGCAAACGUACCGAGGCCGCCUCUUCGCUUGAAAAAGUACCGCCGAGCAAGGAGGAAGCCUUUCUACUUCACAGUCAAUACCUUCGCGGCCUCCAAGCAGGCAUGUUUGCCACCGACGACUUGCACGGUCCUGCCAUGAAGCUCGAGCCCGUCGAUCAUCCCAACGGCGCCACGCUCGUGCCCGUCCGCAAGACGAGCUUGAGCACCACCAUGCACAUGCACCCUCAACAACGAAACGUCCAUCAGAAGAUCUUUGGUGGCUUCCUGAUGCGAUCCGCUUACGAGCUUGCUUGGAUGGUGUCCGCUUCCUUCGUCAACCGACACGUCCAGUUCCUUUCGCUCGACGCACUGUCCUUCCAUGCGCCCGUCCCCAUCGGUGCAAUGCUUCAGCUCUCUUCCCAAAUUGCCUACACCUCGGAACCGGACCAACAUCCCCAACGUCACACCAUCGCCGGCGUCACCGUCCUCGCAGAGGUGGUUGACCUUGAAACAGGCGAACGUAAAAAGAGCAACACUUUCCACUUCAGCUUUGAUCUUGGAGAAACUGAUCACCAGGUGCUACCACAAACCUACAAGGAGGCCAUGGAGUUCAUCGAGGGCAAGCGUCGUGUCGAGAUCGGCACCGAGAUGCGUCGACUCUACCAAGGAGAGCAGCAGGUCGAACAGCCGCCGCAGUGA